Messenger RNA from Cryptomeria japonica (Japanese cedar), 1211 nucleotides. Its product is annotated as fasciclin-like arabinogalactan protein 11. The record is from RefSeq and is a predicted model, not a curated record. Bases 181 to 942 code for a protein of 253 amino acids. The transcript has a single exon. NCBI's taxonomy places the organism in Eukaryota, Viridiplantae, Streptophyta, Pinopsida, Cupressales, Cupressaceae.
ACUUGCAGCCCGUCCAUCCAGCUCAUCUGAUGCUCCCACUACACAUUCCAUCUUAUUCCCCUGUUCCCCUAUUCCACAUAGAUGCAUAUAAAAACAUCACCCGCCCAAACCAUACAACUACCAAAACACAAAUCAGGCCUGCAAAAUUUGUAGAGCAAAAAGAAAAUCCCCAACUCGAACAUGGCUUCUGUAGUUCUGAGAAUCCUCUGUGCAGCGUGCUUACUAUUCAUGGCCGUCCGGUCCGAUGGCGUCUCUCUGGCCACGGGUCCGGCUGCGGCAGCGGCGCCUGCGGCCCCGGUGGUCGUGGCGCCGAGGCACGGGAAGCUGAACCUAACGGCCAUUCUGGAAAAGGCCGGGCACUUCAAUACCUUAAUAAGUCUGCUGAGAUCCACACAGGUGGACACUCAGCUGCAAAAUCCUCAGCAACAAGGGAUCACCCUUCUCGCCCCCUCGGAUGCCGCUUUUGCAGCUCUGAAAUUCGACACACUUCAUGCCCUUAGCGACCAGGACAAAAUUGCCCUUCUGCAAUACCACGUGUUGACCAGCUAUUACACAUUCGGGCAGUUACAGACCGUGAGCAACCCAGUUCGGACCGUGGCCUCGGGCAGCGGAGGCCUCUUUAAUAUGAAUUUCACUUCCAUCGGCAACAACGUUACUUUGUCCACAGGUAUUGUGAACGCAUCGAUUCCCGGCCCUGUCUAUUCACAGAGCCCCGUUGCCGUGUAUCAGGUCGACAAGGUGCUGCUUCCUCUCGGCGUUUUUGGCCCAAAGCCCCCCGCCGCUGCACCCGCGCCCGAGGCUGGGGCUCCCAUGGUCACGCCCACCGUUUCUCUGUCAUCUGACGGGUCUGCAACUUCUGGGUGUAGAUCUCAGUUUGUCUUCUCCAAUGGCGUUUUUCAGGCUAUGGCUGCUCUGUCUGUGGGUUUCGUGGCUUACUCGUAACGGUGGUAUUAUUUGUUGUUGCUUUCUAAUUGUUGUCCUGUUGUGGGGUGGCCUUCCUUCCUUCCUUGCCCUGAAUAAAGGUCAUUCUUUUUAAUUGCGGUGAUGUGUGUAUUAUUAUUGUAUUCUGUACCAUGUUCAGAUUUUGUAUUCUGUAUUUGAUAUUUUAAUUUUUUGUUAUGAGAUGCGGAUUGCUGAUGGGUUUUGGAACGAUCUAUCAUUGUGAUGUACGUAUCAAAGUUUCAGUAAUUGGUAUUUUUUUUGGUUUCCUA